CUAGCUUUCAUGAAAUCAGACCAAAACUGGGAAGAUGUCUUCCAUUUCCACCAAAGUUUAAGAGAAAAAGCUCUUUCAACAUCAUUAAGUGAUCUAAGAUCCAAACCUCCUUCUUCUUAAGGAUAGCAUAGAAUUUUUCAACUGACCCAAUGAUAUUUAGGUCUAUUAUUAGAACUUAACCCCAAAGGAAAUUAGCCAUUUUCUUCUCAAGUAUAUUUUUAAUCUUAAUAGGCAGAGUAUCUACUGCCAAAAGAUGCAUGGGAAUGAAUUAUCUUCGGACAAUAUUGUUGCUUGUUUAUCCUCUUAUGCAAAUUGGCUCCCAGCAUGUUUACCACAUAUAAAGGAACUUUUGUCAAACUUCACAGCUUGCACAGAAGAUUCUUUGUAUAAGGAUUCCGGUGGUUAUAAUUCAUCUCGUGGACGAUCAUCUAGUUCACGUGGUGGUUAUAACAAUAAUCGUGGUGGAAGAGGAUAUGGCACCGGAAGAGGCAAAAGUCAAAAGUAUUGUGAUCAUUGUGGUAGAAACAAUCAUACGCGUGAAACAUGCUUUGAAUACAUAGCUAUCCAUCGGGCUACAAAGCAGGAAAUACAUCAUCAAAUGCCAACUCUUCUGCAAAUUUAGCUUCUAUAUAUGGAUCCUAUUAUUGACUCAACUGCUUCUAACCUAGAGAAUCAUACUCAGGAUCACUCUGUGUUGUCCAAAGAGCAGUAUCACAUUGUUCUGGCUCUACUCCAGCAAUCUCAACUUCAAAACUCAAAUAAUCCUUCUGUCCACAACACUUCUACUUUUGAUUUCAAACUACCUGAAAAUCACAUUGAAGAAGAUUGGCAUAGCUAAAAAGCAUCAAGGCAUGUUCUAUCUUUCUUUUGACAGUCAGUUGAUUACUAAACCAUGUAAAAAUGUUGAUUCAAACUCUGUGAUUCCAAAUAAUAGCAUAGCUAGUCAUGUUGACACAUCUUUGUUA
Cuscuta europaea is the source of this 965-nucleotide messenger RNA. NCBI's taxonomy places the organism in Eukaryota, Viridiplantae, Streptophyta, Magnoliopsida, Solanales, Convolvulaceae. The record is from the annotation of a GenBank genome assembly.